CGUCCAGGGUUUUAGCCGCCGCCGCCGCCGCCGCCGCCCCCGCCCCCCGCAGAGAGAAGCGAGCGACAGCGAGGUCGACGCCAUGGUGCAGCGCCUGACGUACCGGAAGCGGCACAGCUACGCCACCAAGUCUAACCAGACCAGGGUUGUCAAAACCCCAGGAGGGAGGCUUGUGUACCAGUACACGAAGAAGAGGGCGAGCGGGCCGAAAUGUCCGGUCACCGGCAAGAAGAUCCAGGGGAUACCUCAUCUAAGGCCUACUGAGUACAAAAGGUCCAGAUUAUCCAGGAACAGGAGAACAGUGAACCGUCCUUAUGGUGGUGUUCUAUCUGGUCAGGCUGUUCGGGAGAGGAUCAUCCGUGCUUUCCUUGUGGAAGAGCAAAAGAUUGUGAAGAAGGUUCUGAAGAUCCAGAAGACCAAGGAGAAGCAGCCAUCAAAGUGAAAUGGCUGAGGCUUUUUUUUGGAGGACAGAUGGUGAUGAGUGUUCAGUCAAAAGCCUGCGUAGUAUGCUAAGCUCGUGGUUACUGAAUUAAACUAGAGAUUUCCGUCCAUUUUCUUGUUCCGAGGGUGGAUCUGGAUCUCAUUACCCGUAUGCUAUUACUUUGUGUUUGACGGUUUGACCUGAGUACUUGGUUAUAUUACAGUUUUGGAUACCCUUUGCAA
Molecule: messenger RNA, 663 nt
Organism: Hordeum vulgare subsp. vulgare (domesticated barley)
Lineage: Eukaryota; Viridiplantae; Streptophyta; Magnoliopsida; Poales; Poaceae
Product: 60S ribosomal protein L34
Exons: 4
Coding region: 83-442 (119 amino acids)
Biological process (GO): ribosome biogenesis; translation
Cellular component (GO): cytosolic large ribosomal subunit; ribosome
Molecular function (GO): structural constituent of ribosome
Source: RefSeq, a predicted model, not a curated record